AUGUCCCUCAUUAUGGCACAUCUAGAAAAUCUUGUUGAAGAAAUGCACUCUUUACCCUCACCCUCACUACCUCCGUUCUCCUCCUCCUCGUGUAGUAACAAAAAAAACCCAGGAUAUGAUUUACUUCCUUGGUAUUUGAGAAGAUGCCUGGAAUUCUGCUUCAUAUUCACCCCUGGUUUCACCUUUUACAAGAAAGAUUUGGUCUUAUUAUGGGUAGCUGGGGGACUUGUUCACCCUGUUGCUGGACGUAGCUUGGAGGAGGAAGCAAGCCAUUACUUUGAUCUAAUGGUGUCUUGGAACUACUUUCUGGUCGCAUAUCCAGAUCACCCUGAACCAGCUUUUACAUCAUUGGACCUGGACCUAGACCCUCCUCUGUACAAACUAAGAUUUGACUGGAUAAACAUUGAUCGCUUUACCAUGGACCAUGAAUUCGUGCGCCACUGUCUGUUUGAUGGUCUUGUCUCAGAGAAGGCACGCCAUGCAUCUAUGGGUCGCUGUUCCAUAUCUGAAGGAUGGCUACAACCUUCAAGGGGUUUACGCACAAUCUUCCUUAGGAGGAGAGGCACCCACUGUUACUCCAACUCUCCAUUGAAUGAUGCUGGGCAAUUGUUCCUAAAGGUAAGAUUCCUACGUGUACUUGAUCUGUCACAUGCCGGUUUCAAAAGUCUUCCAGAUUAUGUUUGUGACUUGCUCCAUCUUAGGUCUCUAAAUCUCUCCUAUAAUCCAAUCGAGACAUUGAGUAGAUCAAUCAUCAAUCUCUUUCGGCUUCGAACCCUGAACCUCUUUCGUUGUCAUGAAUUGACCAGCAUUCCUGACAACCUGUGCUUGUUGUCUAACCUGCGCCAUCUUGUUAUUAGUCUUGUUAAAUUGAAUUUGAUGCCUACAUUUAUUGGGAGAUUGACCUCUCUUCAAACACUACUUCAAUUCACCAUCCUAAGGAAAGAUGGGUGUCAAAUUGCAGAGCUAAGAAACCUAAAUAACCUUUGUGGGGAGCUUAGCAUUGAAAAUCUCGAGAAUGUGGCAACUUUGGAUGAGGCUAAGGGAGCAAGGUUGCAUCUCAAGACUGGUAUUCACAAAUUAUCCUUGGUUUGGUCCGAAAACGAACCUAAUGCAAAUUUUGACAUUGCCCGAGGUCUUUGA
Quercus lobata is the source of this 1140-nucleotide messenger RNA. Its product is annotated as putative disease resistance RPP13-like protein 1. Lineage: Eukaryota; Viridiplantae; Streptophyta; Magnoliopsida; Fagales; Fagaceae. Bases 1 to 1140 code for a protein of 379 amino acids. The transcript has a single exon. The record is from RefSeq and is a predicted model, not a curated record. Gene Ontology annotation, molecular function: protein binding.